Molecule: messenger RNA, 4265 nt
Organism: Chara braunii
Lineage: Eukaryota; Viridiplantae; Streptophyta; Charophyceae; Charales; Characeae
Source: the annotation of a GenBank genome assembly
GCAUAGACGCGACCCUAUCGUCACCAGAAGCAGAUCGGCAAACCGACGAGCAGCCAAUAUGGCUGCCAACGUGCAAAAUCUAGUUCUGCAACAAAAUGCUAAUCCACCUAAUCAACCUGCCCCACGUGCACGAGCUCCCAUGUCACCACCAGAUCUCUAUCUAUUUGAUCCGGCGCACCAUCUCGCAGGAGCAUGGCUGGUCACGCUUAGAGCACAGCAGUACGAUGAUCACGAAGCACAUAUCAACAUUCCGGCUCGAAUGGGAGGAGAUGCUCAUCAUUGGUAUAGUACCUAUGUAUGGGUGGAUCUCCCAACCUUCGAGCGGGACUUUUUGAACCGAUUCGAUAAUGUCCACCCUGAGCAAGCGCUGUACAUGAUCAAGGAUCGAGUACAAAAACCGCUCGAAUCCGUCGCGGAAUAUCGAAACCGGUUCUACAGAAUGUUCGUAAAAACUGAGCGAGGUGAGCAAGUAGGGAGAGAUCUGUUCAUUGACGGACUCCGCAGUCGAACAAUAAGGGCUAAGUUGCGAAAGCAAUUUUCCCCCAUCACCCAUACGCUACAACAAAUUAUGGCUGUUGCGGAAGAAAUGGAACGGAAGUUCGCAGCGGACUUCCUGGAAGGAGAAGAUUACCCUAGAGACGGAGAUUCGACCGAGCUCACUCGAGCAAGAGCAGAGCUGGCUGCCUUACAAAACAAAUUUGAAAACAUGGGGUUCGUAUCAGGACCUGUCACCUAUAUGGAACAGAUAGGCCCCAAACGAGUAAUCCUAAGUGAGACUCCGAGCAUCUCUGCUCCUAUGAUGCCCCCGCCCGUCAGGGCAUUCCCCCCGCCGCUGGUAGAGGCUCCUGUACGAUCAAACGAAUCGGCGACCAUUUUCGAACUAACCAAAUAUUUGAUUAGUUUGAUCCAAGAAAGCAAAAAGGAGCAGCGAGAGCACAAUGCUCGGCUGGAAGCCAUGAUGAGGAACAUGCGACCUAUUGCGGUGCGUGCCCCUCCGAUGCAACAAGGAUUAGCCCCCGCCCCUGCUCUCGGAGGAGCUGCGAACAAUCUGAAUGUUUGCUACGCCUGUCAUCAGCCGGGACAUCUAGCCCGUGACUGCCCCCACCGAACCCCACAACAGCGGAUCGGAGUCGCACCUAUGGCCGCGGCCCCCAUCGCCAACGGACCUGGACGAGUCGGAGCCUUGAUGGAAGAAGUAGAGGGUGGGGGAAGUGCCCUGGCCACCACGGAAGAGGCCGCCGAGCUAAUUCCGCUAGAUCAGUACGUAUCGCUGGGAUAUCCUGGGCUAGGAAUGAUCGAAACAAUCAGACCAACGCCAGAACCAAAAGAGGUGGCGGAGUGGCGACUGUCCUUAGGAGAAAUGGAGUCGGGAGGACCCACCUUCGUCAUAGGGGAGAUCGAUGUAUUAAACAUCGUCCGAGCUUUGGACCAUCGGAUUCCCCUUCCGAUCGGUCACCUACUCUCGAUCUCCGAGCAAGCCAACGAGCGAAUGUUACAGCAUUGCAAAGCGAAUCGAAAGCGAUUCGCCCUCGCCCGAGCACCGAACGUAAAAGCCAAAGGCCCCGCGCCGGAAGAAGACCCAACAAACACUCCGGAUCCGAUACGGUUAGGAUUAAUUCAGAAAGACGAUCAUUUCCUACGGAUUAAACCCAUUCCGUGGAAAUCCGCAGAGUGCGAUUUAGAAAUUUGGGAAAUUCCUUACAACGCAAUUAUAGACUCAGGAGCAGCUGUGUUGGCUAUUUCACUGAGAGUGGUCGAAAGGGCAGGCAGGAAAAACGAUCUGAUCAUGCUCACCGAGAAAGAUCAGCUCGUCUCGGCAGAUGAGGAAAAGAUUAAAAUUGUGGGGAGAAUGACCAACGUCGCCUUCCGAGUACGAAAAGUACACGCGUUUGGGGAUGUCGUAGUACUAGAUGUUAAUACAUACGGCGUUCUUUUCGAACUUCCUGCUCUUGUGGCGUUACGAGCAAACCUGGAUUUCGAACGACGAUCGAUCGUCCUCCGAAAUACAGGAGGAAAAUCCUACGCUGUGCCCAUGCGAUUGACCCUUCGCACUACUAUUAAAGUGGUUCCGCAGAUUUCGCCGAUGAUAGCAGGGACUUUCCGCAUGAUCUCCUGGGACGAACCCGCAGAAGGAAAGCCAUCAACUGAUGAUGUGGAAAGCAGUGACGAAGAUGAUCCGGAGAUCUUGAAAUUGUGGGUUUGGUGUCCGAUGGGGAUUUGCAAUGCGCCUGCCACGUUUCAGCGAGCGAUGAACAUGACGUUCCAGAAUUUCGUCAACAAGACACGGCUGACGCAAGGGAUGAUCAACUUCUGUGUGAUCGUGUACAUGGACGACAUCCUGGUCUAUUCGGAGACCUAUCAUGGGCACGUGCAACACAUCGAGUGGACAUUGGGCGCAUUGAGAGAUGCUGGGUUCAAAAUUGCGCUCGAGAAAAGCGAAUUUUUCCUAUCGAAAAUUUCGUUCUUGGGCUACGUCGUGACACGUGGAGGAUUGCGGCCGGACUCGAGAAAAGUGGCGGCGGUAAAGGAAUCCCCGGUUCCCACGUCACUAACGCAGGUUCGAGCCUUUUUGGGACUGGCGUCGUACUACCGGCGCUUCAUCAAGGGCUUUGCCGCGAUUGCACGACCGCUAACGAACCUGUUACGGAAGGACCAACCUCUCAGUUGGGACGCGGAGUGCCAGCAGGCCUUUGCAGCCCUCAAAGACGCUCUGGCAACGGCCCCUAUUUGGAUUCGGUCGGACCCCUCAAAGCAGUUCAUUCUCAUCACGGACUGGCAACCGGAAGCUAUUUCCGCUAUUCUAGCACAGAAGGGGAACGAUGGUCGCGAACACGUCAUCGAGUACGCGUCUCGAACCAUACCGGACGAACGAAGAAACGACUCCGCACCUCAAGGCGAGUGCUAUGCGGUAGUUUGGGGAAUCCAACACUUCCAUCCGUAUCUCUACGGACAGAAGUUUCGCCUUGUAACGGAUCACGAGCCUCUGCUAGCGCUGAAGAAACUCACCAACUACACGGGCAUGAUUGGCCAUUGGGCGGUGCGACUACAAGAAUACGACUUCGAUAUCGUCCAUCGAAAGACGGAACGGCAUGGCAAUGCGGACGGGCUGACACGUCUGCACCGACCUGUCAAGGCUUGGCGAACCAACGUGGAGGGAGAACUCCUCGCGUUUCUGUUCGGUACAGUACGGCCCGGACAUCAAGAACUCGUCGCGCAAGAGCUCGCGAUCCCGGUGGCGCAGCUGGCGGACGAUCUCCCUCUCGACAUCAUCUCGCAAGACGACGAGCACCCAAUUCCUCAUGUACUUUCUCGCACGUUGACGCCGUAUCUCCAGUGGUCGGCUUGUGUGGACGGAGCCGCAGAGCGCAUCCCGCCGUCGCAGCAGCAGUAUUUGGAUCCCCUAACGGUGUGUGAUCCUGCCUUCUUCAGGCAUCAAACGAAAGAGCAGCUUGCUGUCAUUCCAGAGGAAGAAGAGGAGGAAGAAAGCACUGAGAGUGACGAAGGAGAAGACGAGCGGGAAGAAAGCGGGGAAAGCGACGAAGUACUCGGGGAAGAGGACGAAACCCCCGAAGAAGGAAGCUAUAGCGAGCAUAGCGAGGGGGAGCAGAGCGAAGAAGAAGAAGAAAACAACGAAGGAAAAGAGGAGAACGAAGAAGGACCUGCGGAAUCGGAGUGGGAAGCUGUGCCGGAAGAAGCGCUGCGCACGGGCACGGAGGCUGAAGAUCCGGAGGCGGCCCGCAAAAGAGAAGAAACUGCGGCCGGGAAGAGGGAACUAGAGUUUGCGAGCGGAGCAAGCUUGCACGUCCACGACGACCCAAACCAAGAUCCGGAGCCGCCCCGACCAGAACAUGGCGACCUCACGGCCACGACUCCGACCCCAUCAACGCGGCGACGGAGCCGAUCCCCCUCCUCCCCAACCCGUCCCCCAGUUCGCCGACGUACCGAUACGGGCGAUCGGCCUUCGUCCCCGAUUACUCUCUCGCCAUCCUCUUGACUACCUUACCCUCCGCCAGCUCACCACCCCCAUCACGUUCCCCUCCAACCCGUUUCCCCGCGAUACCUUCCGCCACUUCUAUGUUGCUCGCCUCGCUAUAGUAGUGCACCUCCACCCCUCCAUUCAAUGCGCCGUCCCAACCUUCUGCCUCCAUGUUUUGCUCCUUAGUGCCGCGUGGCGAGGCCACAAUAUGAUCGAGGUUUAUUGCAUAGUAACGGGGACCAUCCCCGCCUGCGAAGAUCGCGAUCGUUUCCGCGCGGCACUUUUCCGA